Messenger RNA from Saimiri boliviensis boliviensis (Bolivian squirrel monkey), 2722 nucleotides. It is a transcript of the gene DCK, whose product is annotated as deoxycytidine kinase. NCBI's taxonomy places the organism in Eukaryota, Metazoa, Chordata, Mammalia, Primates, Cebidae. Gene Ontology annotation, molecular function: deoxycytidine kinase activity; ATP binding. The record is from RefSeq and is a predicted model, not a curated record. Gene Ontology annotation, biological process: nucleobase-containing compound metabolic process. Gene Ontology annotation, cellular component: mitochondrion; cytoplasm.
CCUCCCUACCCAACUCCCGAACCUCUUCCGCGCCCCGCCCCGGCGCCAGGAGGCAGCCGUAGAGUUGCACCGCCUCACGCGCAGCCCCGCCCCGGCCUCCACGUGACCUGGCCCGCGGAGCGCGCACACGGGGGCGCGCGUUGGAGGCGGGCGAGGGCCGACCGGCCGGCGCGGGGUCUCUGGGUUGGGAAGGGCGGGGCCACGCCACAGGCCCGCCCCUACAAUCAGCUGCCUGCGCGCGCCAAAGUCAAACCUCUACACCCGCCGGCGGGUCGGUGAGCUCACUAGAGGACCGGGCAGGUCAGGAUCUGUCUCUGCGGCGCCGCGAGCUCCAGCGCGUGCAUCUGUGGCUGCCUCCCUGGUCUCUCUGCCCGACGCGCUGCAGGCCGACACAAGACUAGGAAUGGCCUCCCCGCCGAAGAGACGCUGCCCAUCUCUCUCAGCCAGCGCGGAGGGGACCCGCAUCAAGAAAAUCUCCAUCGAAGGGAACAUCGCGGCAGGGAAGUCAACAUUUGUAAAUAUCCUGAAAAAAGUGUGUGAAGAUUGGGAAGUGGUUCCUGAACCUGUUGCUAGAUGGUGCAGUGUCCAUAGUACUCAAGAUGAAUUUGAGGAACUUACAACGUCUCAGAAAAAUGGUGGGAAUGUUCUUCAGAUGAUGUAUGAGAAACCAGAACGAUGGUCUUUUACCUUCCAAACAUAUGCCUGUCUCAGUCGAAUAAGAGCUCAGCUUGCCUCUCUCAAUGGCAAGCUCAAAGAUGCAGAGAAACCGGUAUUAUUUUUUGAACGAUCUGUGUAUAGUGACAGGUAUAUUUUUGCGUCUAAUUUGUAUGAAUCUGAAUGCAUGAAUGAAACAGAGUGGACAAUUUAUCAAGACUGGCAUGACUGGAUGAAUAACCAACUUGGCCAAAGCCUUGAAUUGGAUGGAAUCAUUUAUCUUCGAGCCACUCCAGAGAAAUGCUUACAUAGAAUGUAUAUAAGGGGAAGAAAUGAAGAGCAAGGCAUUCCUCUUGAAUAUUUAGAGAAGCUUCAUCAUAAACAUGAAAGCUGGCUCCUGCAUAGGACACUGAAAACCAACUUCAAUUAUCUUCAAGAGGUGCCUAUCUUAACACUGGAUGUUAAUGAAGACUUUAAAGACAAACAUGAAAGUCUGGUGGAAAAGGUCAAAGAAUUUUUGAGUACUUUGUGAUCUUGCUGAAGACUGCAGUCAGCCAAAUGGUUCCAGACACUUCAGCUUUGUGUAUCUUCCUAACUUCAUAUUAAUACAAGUUUGUUUAGAAAACCCAAGUUUUUAACCAUCUUUGUUCUAAGGAAAACAAAAAGAUUUUUAAAAUGAAUCUCAUGGAAAGCUUUUUGACCAGUUUCUUUUCUUUUCUUUAAAAAAAAAAAAGACAUUUAAAGACAAAUACAUUAUUUCUCAUAGCAGGAAGUGUAGGGGUAGAUGGUUCCAGAAUCAAGUGUAGGGGUAGAUGGUUCGAGUGGCUAAACUACAUUAUAAAAGAUCCAGCUUCCUUCUAUCUUGCUGCUCUUUUGUCUUCCUUGGCAGGUUAGCUUUUUUCCCUGUUGCAUCUCACCUCACUGCUAACCAGUUUCUUAACUGAAAGCUUUAAUGUUACACAGUAAUUGGUAGUGUGCCCUGUGUAAAUUAGUGUACCUAUUAAAAGUUGCAAAGUGGAAUUAAAGGAAUCCCUAGAAUAAGGAUUCUAAAGUUUUAUUUUAAAUGAUUAUUUCUUAGCAGUUUAGCCCACCUCUUAUUUCCUGCCUCAGUUUGCUUUCUCUACUGUCUGGAUUAAUUAGGUAGCCUGCUAUUUCAAAGUUAAAAUAAAAGUCACACAUUUCUACUUUGCAAACACUGUUACUGUUUGCUUUGUAGUUUGCUUUCCUUUGUAGGGUUCUGCUUUAAGUUUUUUUCUCUUUUUCAGAGAAAUUACUGAUAAAAAAUGAUCCUGAUUUAUAUAUAGUAUAUCCUGAAAGCAUUAUUGUUUUUUGUUGAACUAGGAAAUAAAAUUAAUGAAGACAGAGGUUAGUAGUUAAUUGAGACAUUUAACUACUUAUCUCUAAACCAUCUAUGCGAACAUUUGUAAAACCUUGCAUGGAUUCAUCUUAGUUCUGUAUAUAAAGAUAUUUUCUUUCCAGUUUGUUUAGUUAAGGUGAGCAGUAUUUUUCCUUUGUAUUAAACCUUUCCAUUUUACAUUUUAGAAAAUUUUAUGCAUUUUAAAAUGAGGGUAAGGUCACUUUCAUUUUGAAACUAUUAUUUUUGUUUCCAAAAUGUCAUUUUUGUUUUUGGUUUCUUAUUCAAAAUAAUAAUUUAGUGGAUUAACCAGUCCAGAUGCACUGAUAUUUGCAAAGGGGACUUAAUUUCAAAUCUGUAAUUACUGUACAUAUUUAAACUGUCUCAUGAUACAUAAACAUUUUUUUUUGUUUGGUAUAAAUGAAUGUGUCUACUUAAUUAAAUAUUUCUUAAUAAGUAUAAACCUCAUGUACUACAGUGGACCUGCUUUCAUGGAAAUUGUUACAUCUUUUCAGAAUUAAAAUUUAUUCUACUUUUAAAGAAAAAAUUAUGAAUAUUAAAGGUGAAAAUUGUCUGUACAAAUUACAUUGAUUCUAAGUGUAGACAUAUUUCAGUGAUUUUUAUUAACCUUUAAAAAUGUAUAAUGGCUUUAAAAGUUUGUAGAAUUGAAAAGACGCUAAUAAAAAUCUAUUAUUUAUUUAUCAUGACUCAAAA